AAAUGCAAUCCAAUCUUAACCUUAUCCAACCGCCACUCCCCUAUCCCUUUUCCCUCCAAACCCAUCACCAAAUCCGCACUCUCCCGACUCCCAGACACCCUCCUCCACCCACCGUCACCGCCACCGCCGACGCCGUAGAACGCCGUUCUCCGUCCCAAUGGAUAGACCUCCUCCGAUACCAGACUCAAUCCUCUUCCUUCCACGACGCCAUCGCCACCUACGCCGCCAUGCUCGCUGCCGCCGCACCCCCAGACAAUUUCGCCUUCCCCGCCGUUCUCAAGGCUGCAACCGCCGUGCACGACCUCAACCUCGGGAAGCAACUCCACGCGCACGUCUUCAAGUUUGGCCACGCGUCCUCCGUUGCCGUGGCUAACACCCUCGUCAACUUGUACGGCAAAUGCUGCGACCUCGCUGCCGCGCGUCGCGUGUUCGACGAAAUCCCCGAGCGAGACCACGUGUCUUGGAACUCCAUGAUCGCGACGAUGUGUCGGUUCGAGGAGUGGGAGAUGUCCCUGCACUUGUUUCGGUUAAUGCUGUCGGAAAACGUGGAGUCCACUUCGUUCACGCUGGUCAGUGUGGCACACGCGUGCUCUCACGUGCAGGGUGGCACGCGGCUCGGGAAGCAAGUGCACGCGUAUACUCUGAGAAACGACGAUUUGAGAACUUAUACCAACAAUGCGUUGGUGACCAUGUAUGCGAGAUUGGGGAGAGUUAGCGAUGCUAAGGCAUUGUUUGACGUGUUUGAUGGUAAAGAUAUUGUGUCUUGGAACACUAUUAUUAGUUCUCUUUCUCAGAAUGAUAGGUUUGAGGAAGCGUUGAUGUAUAUGUACCUUAUGAUCGUGGACGGGGUUAGGCCUGAUGGGGUUACACUGGCGAGUGUUUUGCCAGCUUGUUCUCAACUGGAGAGGUUGAGGAUUGGGAGAGAAAUUCAUUGCUAUGCGUUGAGGAGUGGGGAUUUGAUUGAGAAUUCGUUUGUUGGGACUGCGUUGAUUGACAUGUAUUGUAAUUGCAAGCAGGCUGCUAAGGGUAGGUUGGUUUUUGAUAGAGUGUUGAGGAGGACGGUGGCGGUUUGGAAUGCCAUGCUUGCUGGUUAUGCUCGGAACGAGCUUGAUGAUCAAGCGUUGAGACUGUUUAUUGAGAUGGUUUCUGAGUCUGAAUUUUGUCCCAAUGCCACUACUUUUUCGAGUGUUUUGCCUGCUUGUGUGCGUUGCGAGAAGUUUUUGGACGAAGAAGGGAUCCAUGGUUACAUUGUGAAGAGGGGAUUAGGGAAGGAUAAGUAUGUGCAGAAUGCGUUGAUGGACAUGUAUUCCAGGAUGGGAAAGAUUAAAAUUUCGAAGAUGAUAUUUGGUGACAUAGAUAGAAGGGAUAUAGUGUCUUGGAACACGAUGAUAACUGGCUGUGCUGUUUGUGGGCAGUAUGAUGAUGCACUUAAUCUUUUGCAUGAAAUGCAGAGGGGUCAAGGAGAAGAUGGGAGAGACACAUUUGUUGAUUGUAAAGAUGAGGUGAGCAUUCCCCUCAAGCCGAAUUCGGUAACUCUAAUGGCUGUGCUUCCUGGUUGUGCUGCCUUGGCAGCGUUAGGUAAAGGAAAGGAGAUUCAUGCUUAUGCUGUUAAAGAAAUGUUGGCAAUGGAUGUUGCUGUGGGAAGUGCAUUAGUGGACAUGUAUGCAAAAUGUGGUUGCCUGAACUUGGCUAGGAUAGUCUUCGAUCAAAUGCCCAUAAGAAAUGUUAUUACUUGGAAUGUUCUUAUCAUGGCUUAUGGGAUGCAUGGGAAAGGGGAAGAGGCUCUGAAGCUUUUCAGAAGAAUGACAGCAGAAGGAAGCAAUAGGGAAGUAAUAAGGCCCAAUGAAGUGACCUAUAUUGCUAUUUUUGCUGCUUGCAGUCAUUCUGGGAUGGUGGAUGAAGGCCUUCAUUUAUUCCAUACAAUGAAAGCUAGUCAUGGGAUUGAAGCCAGAGCUGACCAUUAUGCUUGUCUUGUGGACUUGCUUGGCCGAUCUGGUCGGAUCGAAGAGGCCUGUGAAUUGAUCCACACAAUGCCAUCCAAUUUGAACAAAAUAGAUGCAUGGAGUAGUUUGCUUGGCGCCUGUAGGAUUCACCAGAGUGUAGAAAUUGGUGAAAUUGCAGCAAAGAACCUGCUUCUCUUGGAGCCAAAUGUAGCCAGCCAUUAUGUUCUACUGUCUAACAUAUACUCCUCAGCGGGGCUCUGGGAACAGGCAAUAGAGGUACGGAAGAAAAUGAAGGAAAUGGGAGUAAGAAAAGAACCUGGUUGUAGUUGGAUUGAGCAUGGUGAUGAGGUUCAUAAGUUUUUGGCAGGGGAUGCUUCACACCCACAGAGUAAAGAACUUCAUGAGUAUCUUGAAACUCUGUCCCAAAGAAUGAGAAAGGAGGGUUAUGUGCCUGAUACUUCAUGUGUCCUUCACAAUGUUGAUGAUGAAGAGAAAGAAACAAUGCUAUGUGGGCAUAGUGAGAGACUGGCUAUAGCUUUUGGCCUUUUAAAUACCCUCCCAGGGACUACCAUCAGGGUUGCCAAAAACCUUCGAGUUUGCAAUGACUGCCAUGUUGCCACUAAAAUCAUAUCAAAGAUUGUGGACAGGGAAAUCAUUCUUAGAGAUGUUAGAAGGUUCCAUCAUUUCAGAAAUGGAACUUGCUCUUGUGGGGAUUAUUGGUAAAACAAAAGUGAAUAGUAAAAUAUUAAUUUUAUUUAAGAAAAA
Molecule: messenger RNA, 2708 nt
Organism: Vigna angularis (adzuki bean)
Lineage: Eukaryota; Viridiplantae; Streptophyta; Magnoliopsida; Fabales; Fabaceae
Product: pentatricopeptide repeat-containing protein At3g57430, chloroplastic
Exons: 1
Coding region: 3-2666 (887 amino acids)
Biological process (GO): RNA modification
Molecular function (GO): RNA binding; protein binding; zinc ion binding
Source: RefSeq, a predicted model, not a curated record